Molecule: messenger RNA, 2189 nt
Organism: Chrysoperla carnea
Lineage: Eukaryota; Metazoa; Arthropoda; Insecta; Neuroptera; Chrysopidae
Product: zinc finger protein 658B-like
Exons: 2
Coding region: 124-1740 (538 amino acids)
Biological process (GO): regulation of transcription by RNA polymerase II
Cellular component (GO): nucleus
Molecular function (GO): DNA-binding transcription activator activity, RNA polymerase II-specific; RNA polymerase II cis-regulatory region sequence-specific DNA binding
Source: RefSeq, a predicted model, not a curated record
CCUAAUAACGAAAUAGACGAAUUUUAUUCUAAUAGUGAUAAAAUAUGUGACGAAAAAAUUAAAAUUGAACAAGAAUUACAUACAGAGAUAAUAGUAAAAAAUGAAUAUGAAUAUUACGACGAAAUGUUUGAAGUAACUAAGUCAGAUUAUGAUGACAUUCUAAAAGAAACUUAUUCAUGUGAUGUUUGUCAACAAAAAUUUGUUCACCAACAACAUUUAGCUCAACAUCAACGAAUUCAUACUGCGGAAAAACUAUUUUCAUGUGCUGAUUGUGGCAAAACAUUUACACGAAAGAACAGUUUAGUUCCACAUAAACGCAUUCACUCGAGGAAAAGAUCUUGGAAAAAAACGCUUAUAAACAAUCUAACUUCACGAAGCCGCAACUCGUCUCAAGAACACCUAGAAGAGCAUCGUCAUCAAACUGAUCAGGAUUCUCAAACUUCUCACAGUGAAGAUUCAUUAAAUAAAGAACAUAAUCAGGUUUCUGCUCAACCCACACGUGCUGCUAAAGUGAGAUGCUUGCAAAAUUUGACUGAAAUUACACGAGCAGAAAGGUCUUAUGAUUUAGAUGUUUCACGAGAGCGUGCGGCCCAACGUGUAGCUAAUGAAAAUAACAAACAACGAGAGCGACGUAUACAAGAUUUGCGGCAGCGUGCGGCAGAGCGUGUAGCUUCUGAGAAUGAUGAACAACGAGAGCGACGUCUACAAGAUUUGCGGCAGCGUGCGGCAGAUCGUGUAGCUUCUGAGAAUGAUGAACAACGAGAGCGUUCUAUCGAUAAAUUAUGUUCAGAACUGAAAAUUAAACAAGAAGAUGAUAACGAAAUAGAAGAAUUUUAUUCUAAUAGUGAUAAAAUAUGUGACGAAAAAAUUAAAAUUGAACAAGAAUUACAUACAGAGAUAAUAGUAAAAAAUGAAUAUGAAUAUUACGACGAAAUGUUUGAAGUAACUAAGUCAGAUUAUGAUGACAUUCUAAAAGAAACUUAUUCAUGUGAUGUUUGUCAACAAAAAUUUGUUCACCAACAACAUUUAGCUCAACAUCAACGAAUUCAUACUGCGGAAAAACUAUUUUCAUGUGCUGAUUGUGGCAAAACAUUUACACGAAAGAACAGUUUAGUUCUACAUAAACGCAUUCACUCGAGGAAAAGGCCUUUAGGUAGACAUAAACGUAUCCAUACUGAGGAAAAACCAUUUUCAUGUAUUGAUUGUGGUAAAACAUUUAAACGAAAGGACAAUUUACUUCAACAUAAUCUAAUUCAUACUGGGGUAAAACCUUUUUCGUGUAAUGUGUGUGAUAAAAGAUUUACUCGAAAUACAACUUUAAUUCAACAUAAACGCAUUCACACCCGGGAAAAACCGUUUUCGUGUAAUGUGUGUAAUAAAAAAUUUACACAACAACAAAUCUUAACUAAACAUCAACAAAUUCAUACGGCAGGAAAACUAUUUUCAUGUAAUGAAUGUGAUAGAGAAUUUGCACGAAAUCACAGUUUGCUUCAACAUAAACAAAUUCAUACUAGGGAAAGGCCUUUUUCGUGUAAUAUGCAUGAUCAAAAAUUUAUUCGAAAUACACAUUUAGUUAAACCUAUACGAACUUAUACUAGGGAAAAACUCUUUUCAUGCGAUGCUUGUGAUAAAAAAUUUACACGAAAGGAAAAUUUGAUUCAACAUCAAAUAAUACAUACUGAAGAAAACUCAUUUUCUUGUAAUGCUAAUGAUUUAUUAUCUAGUCAAAUUAGUCCAUAAAAUAUAAGUAAGGUUACAAAAAUUCCCAUAGAGCUAAAAAUUGGUAUAAAUGUUUAGAAUACUAUUAUAAUUGAAUUGUGAAAAGUCCCCAUCAAUUCCCCUUGUGCAAACAAUUUUAUUGAAAAACUAUUUUUGUUGUUAAACUCACCUUUUUGCUGAAACCUUCCCCCCCCCUCAAUAAAAUUUUUUGCACAAGGGGGAUUGAUGGGGACUUUUCACAAUUCAAUUAUAAUAGUAUUCUGAACAUGCAUUCCAAUUUUUAGCUCUAUGGGAAUUUUUGUAACCUUUAAAGUGUUAUUUGACUGGAUAAUUAGUGAAACAUAAAGGAAUACUUAGUGGGCCACCGUAUGCUUGUGAGUACGGUGAGCUAAUUUUUACGCACAAGAACGAAUUAAACCGAUCAUAAAAAUCUUAUUUGGAUUGAUAAAUAAAACAUGUUUUUUAUGAAA